CACGGCCAGGCCUCAGUGGGCGUUCCACCAGCUUCCAGGCCCUGGAUUCCUGGCCCAAGGGUUCCUUGUCCACUGCCCUCGCCGCAUCGGUCGUGUGGGGAUUCGGGGCUCGCGGAGCCGCCUCGUGACGCUGUCACCCCUGGCGGGAGCAGGACGCGGCCACGUGUUUUCCCAUCGCUCGGCCAUCGCGGGGCCAGGCAUGUGGAUCCAGCCGAGCACGUGAUUCGCGCAUGCGCCUCCAGCCGCGUGUGUUCCCAGCUUCCUGGCCGUGAUCCCACGGGCGCCCGCCCACGGGGCCCCGCGCGCCCACAAAGGCGGGGCGAGGCACGGGGAGGAUGCCGACGUCGUGCCUUUUGCGGCGCGGGCAGCAUGCACAGCGCUGCCCCAGCCUCACGCGUCGCUGCAGCGCACUGGCGACGGGAAGCGGGUAAGGAGUUGGUGGGUGCCGUCGUGCGCUGUCGCGUCCAAUGUCUGGCAUGGCUCUGCAGACACCCGCAGGGACCUGGCCCAAGGCCUCCUCGGCGGGCAUGGUCCUCGUAUGGCCGCCGGCGCGCUGCCGGGACUCGUCCCGGGGGACGGUCCCAGAAGCAUGCCUCGCGGCAACUGUAUUGGAUCGCCGCCCCCCCGCUGCCGUACAUGCGUAGCCAGCCUGACCUAUCGUUCGCUGCCGGAUCUUUCUCGUCUCUGUCCUCAUUUUGAGUUCAUGCAUGUUCUGGUGUCGUGCAUCGGCGGCAUCCGUUUCAAUUGUUUCGUGCCUACGCUCUCAUCCGUCUUCCCUCAUUACUCCUUCCUCCCGUCGCCCCCCUCCACCACGCCGAAGGUCCCUCCGCUUGGCGCUGCCCAGCGGCGUUCAGCUCUGCCACGGCGCGUGUCAGCGCCAGUUUUCGCGAACACGUUUUAAAGGCACACGCAGUGCAUCGAGGCAGAAGCCACUUGACGCUUUCUGAAGAUAGUGGGUUCGACUGCCGUUGGGGCUCUCGGCUACGACCGACACUCUCUUUUCAUAGGGGUCGAAGCUAGGAUACGCGCAUGUGUGUGAAUAUAUUGUGCAUGUUCGCCCUGGGCGCGACAAAAACAGGCUCCAUCGAUGUCGUCC
This is a messenger RNA of Prorocentrum cordatum, 1096 nucleotides long. Lineage: Eukaryota; Dinophyceae; Prorocentrales; Prorocentraceae. The record is from the annotation of a GenBank genome assembly.